Messenger RNA from Zychaea mexicana, 4851 nucleotides. RefSeq lists its product as uncharacterized. The coding region runs from base 109 to 4644 and encodes 1511 amino acids. The record is from RefSeq and is a predicted model, not a curated record. Lineage: Eukaryota; Fungi; Mucoromycota; Mucoromycetes; Mucorales; Lichtheimiaceae. Gene Ontology annotation, molecular function: protein binding. Gene Ontology annotation, biological process: regulation of cell shape; cytoskeleton organization; regulation of transcription by RNA polymerase II. Gene Ontology annotation, cellular component: nucleus. The transcript has 15 exons.
CUCUCUCUCUCCCCUCUUGUUCUUUUCCUUUACUCUUUUUUACCCUUAUUUUUUGUUUCUCACUGAUCAGAUCGUAGUACCGAAUUUGAUUUAGCUACAGAACGCUCUAUGGAACAAGAGCUUUACUACUUGAUUUUCCGGUUUCUUUACGAAGGACCAUGCCAAGAUGCAGCGUAUGCAUUGGCUCAAGAAUUCAAGAAGCAUCGCGAACUACUGCCUAAAAGUUCUUUGUUUGAUGGCUCUGGUAGUGUUGAAGGAGGUGGAGAAGCAGCCACACUACAACAACUGUCAGAGGCAUAUCCAAGGAUAGGGGGAGAUUACUUGCCAAAUCUACUUCGACAUCUUCUCCAUUACUUUAGAAUGACUCAGAGCCUGGAUGCGAACCAACGGGCACGACUGUAUCAGCAUGGCGACGACAAUCUGUUUACGUUGCUUUCUGCUUUUGAAGUCGCUCGUGCCAAUCCGACGCGUUAUACCUACAUGUCUGUACCUACUCGUGAUCUAUACCAUCUUUCAUUACAUGAAAUGAUUCAGGCGCUUGAAAUUGGCAAAAAAGUAACAAGGCCGCAUGAAAUGCCUACUACUAUGAGUACAUUUUAUCGUGAACGUGUCACCAUGUCUGGACAUCGUCAACAUGUUUAUUGUCUAGCAUUUGACAAGGCCGAUGCGCGUCUAUUUACGGGAAGUGAUGAUUUUCUCGUCAAAGUCUGGAACGUGCGUACAGGCCAUCUUGUAUACACGAUUCGCGGCCAUCAAAACGUCAUUACAGAUAUCGCCAUCAAUGAGGAAAACACGCUGAUCGCAACGGCUUCGUCGGAUGGGUAUGUUCGCGUUUGGAAAAUGGAGAACUUUGAACCAGUAGCACAUCUCAGAACACAGACAUCGGCGCAACGAAAACCAUUCACGACCGUCAAAUUCUCGCCAUCACCGAAAGCAGAAACGCGAUAUCUCAUGGCAACCAACGAAGAUGGUUUGGUACGCUUAUGGCGUUGGGAUAAAGAUACUUUAAUAUUCUAUGACGUCGACUCGCCUAUCACGUUCAGCUGCAAGUUUAAAGCAUCCGAUCGAUUACGUUGCUCGUCGUUUGAUGCCACAGGCACCCAUUUUACUGUUGCUGGCGAUGAUGGAUUCGUCUAUGUAUUCUCCACGGUCAAGGGCGACAGUGAUGGAAACCAUGUUGUCCAGACAAUCCAACAAGACGGUUCGGGAAUUCAGCCCGUUUCAUCAGAGUCAGGCCAACGCCCACGCGUCGUCGGAAGAGGACGACCGCGUGUCCCUAGCGCCUUGUUUCCAGACAAGACUGGAGCAUUUGAGGAUCAGCCUGUGAUACCCAUUGCCCAUCUGGAAGGACAUUUUGGAAGUGUGACGGAUUUGGCAUAUAGUCAUGAUGGCAAAAAGAUUUUAAGCGGCUCUCAGGAUGGUACAGCGCGUAUUUGGGUGUAUGACAAGAUCACCCAGACCUGGGAUUCAACAGUGUUGGACAUCAACAAGGAUAUUCUUGUCGCCCCCGUCGUGACAACUGACAGACAACCCAACAAAGCCCAUGACACCGAUUUCUCCGGAGUUGACAAUGAUGCUGCUCUAGAACUCGGAUCCUUAAUACCCCCUUGCUCCCCCAUACCAGAAGACCAGAACAGCUCUUCAUUGGCUGACACAUCGCGACAGGUCCCGCAAGAUAACAGCAAUAACAACAAUGUGACUACCAUGAACGUCGACAACAGCGAUGAAGUUGGAUUGAACGAAGCUGUUGAUCCCAUACCUUCUAAAGUAUCCAUGAUCACAUGGAGUGCUGAUGAUCGUGUGUGUAUUAUUGCGACAAGCCAAGGCGAACUCAAGGUGUACUAUGCACAUACUGGUAAAUUGGCGUGCGUGCUUAAGGGGCACGAAGGGGAAGUAUUUGCAGUGGAAAGCCACCCGACGAACCCAAGUCUUGUCUUAUCCGCCGGCUAUGAUGGAAGGGUUAUUAUCUGGGAUAUCAAAAGGCACUGUGCUAUUUCGUGUACGACUUAUCCAGGUCGCGUGUUUUUGGACUGCAAGUUUUCACAAACGGGUCACAAGUACGCCAUUACCGACGAAGAUGGUCGCUGUACCCUUUUCUCGAUAGAUGGAGACAGUGGCAACUACAAAAUGGUCAAUUCGUGGCACCGCGGGCAGUUUUUUUACAGCGACUUUCUUCCCGUAUCUGUUCGACCUGAUGGAAGCGUUGUCGAUGAACAAUCCCUGCGUCCAUUGCAUCAAGUCGAGCGUAGACCCAUCAACGACCAAAGUGGUGUCGAGUACCCCAGUCAAUGUAGAGAAGGCUACGGCACGAAUCUGCCUCUUCAACCAGAAGGUUUGGAAACUCGAAUUAAACAGCGGGAGCGAACAUAUGAAAUGGAAGAGGAAGAAUUCAAGAACGGCAAACCCAUUAAAAUGGAAGCUGUGGAUCGAUCACUCCUUGCCAAAAAGCGACGCAACUUUGUCAAAAACGACGAGGAGGAUGAGAGUGAAGCAACAUUAGCAGAAACUCAGUUCUUCCAACCGACCGUCUCCAUUCCGGCCAUUCUACUGCCCGACGAUUCGGAUGACGAGGAUUAUCACGAAGAAGCGAAUGGUGCUGCCUACAGCAGCGAGGAAGACAGUGACGCUGAAAUGUCUGAAGGUUAUGGAGGAGGAAGAGCAGGAGGUAAUGGCGAUGAGGAAGACGAAGAAGGUCCUGUCACGCGAAGCCGGGCUGGACGAGUACGACGAUCAUCGACUCCAGAGGAGUCAUCCGUGGGUGGAAGGGCGAGUCACCAUCGUACUCGAGGCACAUCCUCAGGUAGUGGUGGACGACGAGGUCGUGGACGAGGUCGUCGAUCCGGCCGUGGUAGACCACCUAUGCGUGAUCAUCAACGCGUGACACGAACAACGCGACGACGGAGAGCGACACUGGACGAUGACGAUGAAAUACCAGUUCAUAGCGACGAUGACGAUAUUGAUAUUAUGCACGGCGGUCGAACGGAUGAAGAGGAAGCACAGAGCGAUGAAGACGAAGAUAGUCCAGUACGACCACGACGACGAAGGGGAAGAGUACAGAUAUCGUAUCUCGAAAGUGAUCUUGAAGAUUCACCGAGCGAGUCUGAGCAGGAUGAAGCUGCUGAAGAUGACGACGACCAAGAAGAAGAAAAGGAAGAUGGCGAAGGUGACGAUGCUAUUGUGGAUGAGGAAGAUGAAGCGGGUGGAUCUUCUGAAACGCUUCAGCAACCGGAAGACGAUGAAGACUCGGAUCAUUCGCCAGUAAUUGAUCGUAAAGGAAAACGACGAUUACGUUCUUCCGGUGCAGCAGACAGUGAUGAUUAUGACGAUGACAGUGAAUUUCGAGCCGAAGCUUCUGUACGUGUCUCCAAACGUCGCGCGAUCGGACGACGGAAGCCAGAACGGGCACAGCCAGUAUCGCGCCCUACUGUUACUGCUACCAUUGGUGGUGGUGGUGGUGGUGGUGGACGAUCACAACGAGGCAAAACACGGAACCUGAGCGAGGAUGAAAUUCUUUACUAUGAGCCUAGAGAUUGGCUGCAGACGACGCAUCGCACAGUAACAAAAUACCAUCCGCAAACCAAUGACUAUGUUGGAAUUUUGACCGAAGGCCACGAGCAAUACUGGGAACAGUCCGAGCUCAAAUCUUAUUUUGACGAACGCCACGGUCCGAUCGAAACAGACGAACCCGUGUUAUUUGGCCAAGUGAUCGGCAUCCAUUGGCAGGUCGGACCACCGACAUAUUGUCGUUUAAAGUUACGGCUCAGGAAUCUGGUUAACAUCCGCGAAGCGCUGGCGGGAACCGCGGAUCCGAUUUGGGCGACCAAGUAUCGUGAUGUGACCAUUGACUUUAGCGAUGAGGAUGGGUGUCCAGAGUUCUUGGUAUUAUGGGAACAGUUUGUUGCGUCCAUGAAUAUUUUGAGGACAUUACGCGUUGGACAACGGGUGGAUGCAUUGUAUGAUGUUGGCAAGUAUACGGGACGGAUUGAAUCCACGAAGAGUGGCGCAAGCUGGCGUCGUGCACGUCUUCCUAAUCCGUGGACAUAUUAUCAUAUCAUUUGGGAUGAUGAAGAAUCGUCGCCAGAAGAUCUAAGUCCUUGGGAGAUUGUGCCUUCUGGUGAAGAUUUCUAUGAGCGAUACGAUGUGGGCAACACACUCUCGAUUGCAGAAACGAAGCGCGCACAAGAUAUCAUCAAUUGGCUAAUGCAGAAUUCGGACUUUGAGCUCUAUGUACAUCAAGUCGACUACUACCAGUACCGCAACUAUCUACCCCAGAUCGCUUAUCCAAUUUGCUUACAAAUGAUUUUGGAACGGCUUAAUCAUGGAUUCUAUAGACAAAAACAGGCUGUCAUUGAUGAUGUUGAAUUGAUUCGAAAAAACGCACAGAAAUACAACCAUGAAACUUCAGCAGCCAACAAGGAUGCGGUACGGAUGGCCAACUUUUUUAAGUCAAGAUUCCAGAACCCACGCAUGCCGAUAUCGUGGUCCAAGGUCCGUGGACGGCGAGCACAAGCGCAAGAAUCCGACGAAGAAUAUGAACAAGUAGAUGAAGAGGAUGAGCAUUCGCCGAGCAUGGAUGAAGCUCCACCGGAAAGUCCCGGUGAUGAAAGCGAAUUUGUCGAUGAUGACGACGAUGACGGUUAUUGAAGACUAUGUCUAGCUAACUAAAACAAAUUAUUAACACAUAUCCCACGCACGCACGCACACACACCACCUCCUUUCACUGAAAAACAAAAGAGCAUUGUAUAUAUGUACCAUCAUAAACGAAUUCAACUACACACCCAUUAGCACCAAACAGCAAGCAACUACAAUUGUAUUAUCAUUCUAUAAAGGCAUUAUAAUAUUUUUCUAAAU